UUCCCGCUCCUUUGAAAGUGGGGCGGCCGCAUCACUACUAAGUGAGUCUGUAAUGAACAUAGUGGACAUAAUAAGUGAGAUUGUAAUGGACGUAAGACGUGUCGGCAAUGAGUCUGACGAAGGUCGUUACGUUUUACCAGCACGGGAGACUCUUGUGUUUUUUUGAAGUGUUGUAAGCGUUUGAAACAAACGUUUGUCGCGGAAGGAUGCGGGCACGCGCAGACGUCGGUACUGUGAUCGUAGUUUGAAUCGUGCGGUUAGUAUUUAUGUUGUUGUUGUUUUCAAUAAAAAAAAAGUGGUUGGUUUUGCGGGGUAAAAUACUUUCAGCACAAUUAUUAUAUUGGGGUUGUUUUUUGAAGUAAACAAUGGCCGUUACUGUCAGCCUGAAGGAUGACGGGGAGAAGACGCUGUCGAAGAUGUCCAUUGAUGUCAAGGAGACAGACCAGAGGGACACAAUGUUGCUGUCUUCAGAAGAGGACUCUGCUCCUGUUUUAAGGAAUAGUUCUGCCCCUCUUGAUUUUCUCACGCCUUCUGAUUUGGACAUUUCCUUGCAAAGUUUUACCCCAAACAAAGUAAAGUCCGGUCUUACCCGGAUAAAGAUAAAAAGAAGGUCAAGCGUCAGCUCGGUAGAGUUCUGUGACACUCCACAACAGAAAAUGAAGAAUCUAUUAAGCUGUCAAAGUCCUGAGAGUUUGAUGGAUGUGGAGGAGAGUAAGGGCUGUGAUCCGAUGCCAAGGCAGGACGAUAACAAUGGAAGACGUAUCACCGCAAUAGAUUAUUUGUCUGACAAGAACAGCCAGGAAGGAGGGAAAGAGAACCACCCUCCAGUGAUGUCACCUGCACCCAGCAAGAGGCGGCGUGUGGGGCCCCUCAAAGGCUGUCAAGGGAAGAUUAGAUACCAACAUGCCCCAUUUCUCCACUUAAACUGGAGCGACAAGGAGGAUAAGGAAGAAGCGACAGAAUGCAGUGACACUAUCACCACUGAUGCACUGCCAUCAAGUGAUAUUGAAGAAGAGGCCCAGCCUGUGCUUCUUCCUGCACCUCUCCAUGGUGACAGUGAGCGAGCCAUGUUGGAGCUACAAGACUUUUCAUCAACAAACCACCAACAGGACGAUGUGGGUGAACCUCAAAGACCCGUCCAAGCACGGUCCAGUUUCCUUACGUCAGCUUUACAAGAUGAGUCUUCCUCAGCUUUUCAAAUCUCGUCUCUCCAGUCUCUCCUAGACAUCAAAGUAGCAGAAGAAGAUUCCUGUGGAACUCUUUCUGCAAAGAACAAAAGGAAGCGAGUGCAUUUUGGAGGUCCUCUUUCUCCGGAGUUGUAUGAUAAGCACCUACCUCCCAGCACCCCGUUGCAGAAGGGGGAGACACCAGUUCAAAGCCCAAGACCAGGUGGAGUCUUAAAGCUGCGCUCUGUGUUAAGGAAACCUCAGAGGAAUGAGCCUCACGCCGCACAAGACCCGCCAGACUUCGGCGGUUCCCUGGGGUUCGGAGCCUCCUCGGUUCUUGCAAUGCCUCGCAGAUGCAGAAUGCCCUCUCUGGCAGCAGACCGAGUGGAGGACAAAGGAAAGAGUGGGUUUUAUUUUUGGGACGUUUGUGUAAGAUCCGGAGCAGCAAAGCAAGAGGAAAAUGGAAGAUUUAAUACUUCGUUUUUAACUACUGUGUACCGUGUGCUGAAAAAAAUAUGGAACAUUUAAAUGACCCUUUGGCCAAAACAACCCUGUCAUCUCUACGUAUGAUGCUAAUUUUGCAUAAUGGACAAUAAAUGGACAGUACAUUUUAGGUUAUCACUAAAUGGAUAUUUCUGAUUGAUCAUUUUUUAAUAAAAUAUUUAGGGCUGCAACUAACGAUUAAUUUGGCAAUCGAUUAAUCUGUCGAUUAUUACUUCGAUUAAUCGAUUAAUAAUCGGAUAAAAGAGACAAACUACAUUUCUAUCCUUUCAAGUAUUUUUUUGAAAAAAAAACAGCAUACUGGCACCAUACUUAUUUUGAUAAUUGUUUCUCAGCUGUUUGUACAUGUUGCAGUUUAUAAAUAAAGGUUUAUUAAAAAAAAAAUAUAUAUAUAUAUAUAUAUAUAUAUAUAUAUUUUUUUUUUUUUAAAAGCUUCUGCGCAUGCGCAUAGCAUAGAUCCAACGAAUCGAUGACUAAAUUAAUCGGCAACUAUUUUUAUAAUUGAUUUUAAUCGAUUAGUUGUUGCAGCCCUAAAAAUAUUACAUAUGUACUGCAGUAGAUAUGUAAAAAAAAAUGUUUUCUACUUGGAAAACCUGGAUUUUUUUGUUUAAGGAUGAGACAUGAUUGCAUUGUUUCGCUUCAGAUACCCACUUGCCAACAUUAUUUGUCUGUAUGUUUUGUCUACAAAUGUCUUUUUUGAAAAACUUGGUGUGCUAAUGUACUUGGUGUUCAUGUCAGUAGGAACAUAGCUUGUGAAAGCGGCUCAGUGUAUCACAAUAAGUCAUGUAAAAAAAAAAUUAACUUUUUAAAGGACAGCGCUGGUAGACGAGGUUAUGUCACUUCAUAACGUGAAAUACCCUGAGAAUCAAAGUUGCAUAUUAUGGUAUUGCACCUCUUUUUGUCAAGAUUCCCAGUUGUCAUUUAUUAUAUAGUAUCAACAUGUCAGCUGUCUUUAUUUAUUUACAUUGUGCCUAAUUGUUUAACUACAAUGUCCCACUGGCCAAUAAAAAGUGUUGUGG
This is a messenger RNA of Entelurus aequoreus (snake pipefish), 2686 nucleotides long. RefSeq lists its product as uncharacterized. NCBI's taxonomy places the organism in Eukaryota, Metazoa, Chordata, Actinopteri, Syngnathiformes, Syngnathidae. The coding region runs from base 366 to 1694 and encodes 442 amino acids. The transcript is spliced from 10 exons. Gene Ontology annotation, cellular component: chromosome; nucleus. Gene Ontology annotation, biological process: regulation of chromosome segregation; regulation of mitotic nuclear division. The record is from RefSeq and is a predicted model, not a curated record.